CCAGUCUCGAUUUACGGAAUCUACGCACAGGUGUGAGAAAUUUCACUGUGAUGGUAAACAGUUUAAAAAAUGCGGUCCAUCCGUAGAGCAAGUGUAGUAAAUCAUCGGAACGCCGGUGGCUCAAAUAUGAACCCGUCUUUGAAUUUUCAAAAUAACCACAAACCUGCAAUUUCUUCGGAGGGAGUGAAUUUGAACUAUAUGCGAACGUUCCAGUCGGAUCCAAACUCUCCCAAACACAUCUCAAUUUCUUAUGCGUCGUCGGAUCACUGCUUAAUUUAUGAGAGCGUAGUGUUUUUCUAUUCUCUCUCUGCAUUUUUGUUACAACUUCUUCAUCUGUAUAGAACAGUUUGGUGGUUGCCACAAUCAUAUGAAAAAAAUGCUGUGAAAUUCUACUUGGUUAAUCCAUAUGUUAUUGGUUUUGUUCUAACUCUAAUCAUCCCAAGAUGGUUGUGGACUUGCUGCAAAACUUUGAUUACCAGUAUUUUUCCACAAUCAUUGCAAGAAGGAAGUAAACAGUACUGUCAAAUUAUACUAUUAGCAGCACUUGGAACAAUUCACUUCUACCUCUUGUUUCUUAUUUCUGCUGAAGACGCAAAUGAAGACAAAUCUUGCAUUAAAGGCAACCCUCUUUUCCGAUUGGGUUGCUUGCUUUAUCCAACCUUUGUUAUGGCUGCAACUUACAGAGAAGAAAUAAGGACAUACCUAGAGUUGAUCCCAAAUCAAACUGGAAUUAAUGAUGUAAUGCUAUGUUCAUCUCAACUCCAACAUAGAUGUUCGAAUGACCCGAUACAAGUGCGGCAAGAAGUAGAAACACUAAGAAAGGACUUCAACGGUCGUCUGAGAAAUGUCUUAUUUCACUCACAUAUGGUCGCAGUCACCUGUACCUUGCUACCCUGCUGUUUUGCGCAGACAUUUGUCCAUUUUGAUAUGCACGUCGCUAUCCAACAUUUUGUCUUGGUGUGGGCUGGAAGUCUAACGCUAAACGCGGUCCACGCAUUCCCUCCUAAAUAUUGCGAUAUGCUUCACAGCGCAGCCCGCCAUUUAGGAUAUUGGGAACGCAUGGGAACCAAUACUUCGCCAAGCAUGCAUUGUGCUGAAUGGUGUUCCCGAACAAUUUGGAAACAGGGCUCGCUCGUUCUCUUUGAUAGUGUAGUAUACCGUGCGCGAAGCGAUCUCAAUUCAGCUGAACCUGGCUCCGUUCAUCAUAAGCGGUUUUAUGCGCUGUUCAUCAACGCAGCUCUUUUUCAGAUCAGCCUUCUUGUGUUUCAGUUGGUGCUAGUCCUUUUGCAGUUGAUACUGCUCUUUAGAAGCAAUGAAUGGUAUCAAAUGAUCUCUCUUUCAUUGUUACAAGCUUCAGGAGGCUAUGCCUUGUUUAAGCUUAUGCGGGAUGCUGUCGUUGUGUGGCGACUCUCACUUGCCGAAGAAAUGUUAAAAAAUGCCUGAGAACUGCCAAACUGCUAGACUUUUCACACUCAUUUUAUUAUGUUUUACUUGUACAGUUUUCAGAGAUGACGCCUCAUAUUGCAUACAUAACUAUGUUUUUCCUGAAGC
Daphnia carinata is the source of this 1551-nucleotide messenger RNA. RefSeq names its product transmembrane protein 39A-like. The transcript is spliced from 8 exons. The record is from RefSeq and is a predicted model, not a curated record. Lineage: Eukaryota; Metazoa; Arthropoda; Branchiopoda; Diplostraca; Daphniidae. Gene Ontology annotation, cellular component: membrane. Bases 70 to 1443 code for a protein of 457 amino acids.